This is a messenger RNA of Hypomesus transpacificus, 1225 nucleotides long. It is a transcript of the gene calm2a, whose product is annotated as calmodulin 2a (phosphorylase kinase, delta). The transcript is spliced from 6 exons. Gene Ontology annotation, molecular function: calcium ion binding. The coding region runs from base 107 to 556 and encodes 149 amino acids. The record is from RefSeq and is a predicted model, not a curated record. Lineage: Eukaryota; Metazoa; Chordata; Actinopteri; Osmeriformes; Osmeridae.
UACUUGGUCGGUGCAUUCAGCCAGUUGCCAUUUGGGGUUAUAGUUCUGUCACAGUGUGUGUCUUGCGGAGUGUCGAUCGUAAUCCCUUUGCUACAUUUUCAUCGAAAUGGCUGAUCAGUUGACAGAGGAGCAGAUUGCUGAGUUCAAAGAGGCGUUCUCGCUCUUUGACAAGGACGGCGAUGGAACCAUCACCACCAAAGAGCUGGGCACCGUCAUGCGCUCGCUGGGUCAGAACCCCACAGAGGCCGAGCUGCAGGACAUGAUCAACGAGGUGGACGCCGACGGUAACGGAACGAUAGACUUCCCCGAGUUCCUGACCAUGAUGGCCAGGAAGAUGAAGGACACGGACAGCGAGGAGGAGAUCAGAGAAGCAUUCCGUGUCUUUGACAAGGACGGCAACGGUUACAUCAGCGCUGCUGAGCUUCGUCACGUGAUGACAAACCUCGGGGAGAAGCUGACAGACGAGGAGGUGGAUGAGAUGAUCAGAGAAGCAGAUAUCGAUGGAGACGGCCAGGUUAACUACGAAGAGUUCGUACAAAUGAUGACGGCGAAGUGAAGGCCUUGUACAGAUUUCUUAUAAAUAAUUUGCCUUUUUUUUUUUUCUUUGUGUAAUUUAUCUGUAAAAUCUUAAUAGCCCCCCCACCCCACCCUUCGUCCUCUUCCCCCUGCUGUCCAAAGGAACUGCAUGUAAACUGCAUAGGCUCUUGAGUCCCCAUGUCCCUUUCUUUUGCUGUCAUCGUGUUUUUGGAGUGACGGGAGCUCAUACUACCAGAUGCCUGUCGCGGCCCAGGGGCUGGAGAGCUUGGAACCCUCCCCGUCAUGACGGCUCAGCCCCCCUCGACGCGUGGCGACAUUGGAGACCUGUCAGCUGGUAGUCACUCGACAACACCAUUGGCAUGGAAACGAUGUGGAGAAGUUAACUCUGCAUGGACUACGGACAAAGUGUAUAUGGAAAUCUCUUGGCAUUGCACUACUGCAAAAAAAAACGAAAAAAAAAAAAAAAAGAUAUUAUGACACGGGUGUAUCUUCUAGGUACUCGUACAACUUUUUGUAUCUGCUGUUCUAUACCAGAAAACAAUUUUGUUUUAAUCUUACUAUGCUUUUUAAUGUUUAACUCACAUUUCUUUUUCUUUUCUUUUUUUUUUAUGGCCUUUGGUCAUGCCUCAAAUAAUCCAUUCCAAGUUGUAUAUUUUUGUUUUCCAAUAAAAUUUACAAUUUACCCAGA